AUGUCGCUCCUGUCUGCGCACCUCGAGCAAAUUGGCUAUUCAUGCCAAGGCAUCGACUCUCUCCCAUUCCCUCGACCAAAGAUCUUUACCAACGCCCUCCUCUCCAACCACGAUAUCACAUCCCUCAUCCGCGACACCGAACCCCACGAACGCGCUCUCUUCUCCGUGCCGCCGCCUCCUCCACCCUCAACAACCCUCAAACCCGCAGAGCCAGAGAAGAAAAAGUCGUCGGGUAGACGCCAGACCGUCUUUAAUGUAGCUUCUGGAGAAGUCACCACAGGGCCCCCAGCACGCACAGGCACACAUCCUCGCCGACAGACGGCUGUGGCAGCGGUGCUGGGCGGCCAGAUGCACGACGAGCUUCGGCGUGGAGAGUCAGACCGCAAGGGCGACGUAGAUGUCAAUAUCCUACUUCGCGGCGCAGAGAAGCUAUGCGGCGUGUACGAAUUGCCCGGUGCAAGGGAACGUAUCGCUGCCCUGAGGAGUAAAUAUGCGCACGGGAAGAACACGGCGGCGUACUACGAGGCGCGAGUCGCAGAGCAGGCGGAGCAACUGGCGAGUCUGGAUCAUCGGGAUUGGUAUGAGGAGGACGAAGAGGAAGAAGACGAGGGUGAUGUCUGGACGGAGGAGGACUUGAAAAGGGAGGAGGAUGAGGCUAAGGAGAUGGAGGUCAAGAAGAGGGAGUUGCAGGUCCGGUUAAGACAGAUGGAGAAGGACUUGGGAGACUUGAUGAGAAUGUGA
Messenger RNA from Fusarium sp. VM40, 741 nucleotides. NCBI's taxonomy places the organism in Eukaryota, Fungi, Ascomycota, Sordariomycetes, Hypocreales, Nectriaceae. The record is from the annotation of a GenBank genome assembly.